Aspergillus pseudonomiae is the source of this 1586-nucleotide messenger RNA. Its product is annotated as RlmE family RNA methyltransferase. NCBI's taxonomy places the organism in Eukaryota, Fungi, Ascomycota, Eurotiomycetes, Eurotiales, Aspergillaceae. Gene Ontology annotation, biological process: RNA methylation. Gene Ontology annotation, cellular component: mitochondrion. The transcript has 7 exons. Gene Ontology annotation, molecular function: rRNA (uridine-2'-O-ribose)-methyltransferase activity. The record is from RefSeq and is a predicted model, not a curated record. The coding region runs from base 131 to 1045 and encodes 304 amino acids.
GCCGGCCGCCGACGCUUUCCGAUUACCACUUCAAACAUAUUUUUAACUAAGCUUUGUAUUUCUAUGCACGAGAUAACCAAUUCAUAUUACAGCCAACCUUGGACUUCGACGAUACACCCUUCCGGCAGCAAUGUUACCCCUAAAAGUCCCUUCACGGUCGCAACGUGCCCUUGCUAUUUCUCCUUUCAUCCCAAAGCGACCUUCCUCCUCGAAGAGGUGGCAAGCACGUCAACUUAAAGAUCAUUUUACAAGAGAGGCAACAGUGCAAGGGCUGAAAAGUCGAGCUGCCUUUAAACUUAUGCAGAUAGAUGCGAAAUAUCGCAUUUUUUGUGACGGGCAGACUGUUGUCGAUUUGGGGUAUGCGCCGGGUUCGUGGUCUCAGGUGGCAGUCAGUCGCACUGGGCCAAAUGGUCGCGUCCUUGGCGUUGAUAUCAUUCCUGCUCAGCCACCAAAGGGUGUAUCUACGAUUCAAGGAAACUUUUUGGAUCCUAGCAUCCAGGCCUAUGUCCAAGAUUUAUUGCAUGAUCCAACAAGGGACCAACGGCACCGCCCAGGCAUAAACCCACAUAUUGGCCUGAGCCAUGAGGCGUCUGAAUUGCAUGGGGAUAGAAAAAACCCCGCCCACAACAACGAAGAGAUGGAAGAUCAUUGCCUGACUGGUAAAAGAACCGUGGACGUGGUUCUAAGUGAUAUGUCUGUCCCCUGGUAUCAAACCUCUGGAUUCUGGAAGAGAAGUCUAAGUGAUUCGUACAACAGGAUGAUGAAUACUAGUGGCAUGAGUUUCAGAGAUCAUGCGGGAAGCAUGGACCUCUGCCGAGCUGCGCUACAGUUUAGUUUCGAGGUCUUGAAGGCAGGUGGCCACUUUGUUUGCAAGUUCUACCAGGGAGCCGAAGACAAAGAUUUGGAGAAGCAGCUCAAGCGGCUGUUCCAGAAAGUACAUAGACUUAAACCAGAGUCUUCACGUAAUGAAUCUAAGGAAGCCUAUUUCAUUGGUCUUGCACGCAAACAACAUGCAAUGAGGCAUGAAGUGCUCGCAUCUCCUUGACAAUAAUGAUUUCUGCGGAAGCCUACCGGCUCAAAGGACUCGCCUCGAAAGAAGACCUCAUCCCAAUCAAUGUCUGCAGCUGUAGCUUCAGCGAUUGUUUGAACCUUGCAGAGCCUCAGCAUUUGUCUUAAAAUAGAGGGCAAAGAGAACAAACAAGAAACGAGAAUGGGGGACCAACCUCCUUAAGGCCGCUUAGGUCUUCCACGUAUCCAGUCUCAUUCAAAGCUUUGUGCACAAAAUCCCAGCCUUUCUCCUUGUACGUGUCAACGAUUUUUUCUGAGCAAGCACUACAGCACUUGUAGCUCCUGCCCACUACACAUAGAUUCUCAAAUGUUGAAAGGAAACCUCUAAUUUGAUGUGGCACGAGUCCUAGGGGAUGACUCCCUCGAUCAUCAUCCCUUGAGACCGGAGCCGGAGCUGCAGCACCCAGAGGGUGUUGAAGGACGGAAAUUAGCAGCUCAACCAAUAAAGCCGAAGCAAUUGCGGCCACGCCAGGUCUGGUCACUGUACACUGUUGAUCCAGUGUCUGGUCUUUCAUGGA